AAAUAAGUUAGAUUAUGGUUCAUACAUCUUCCGAACAUCACAUGAAUUAUUUUAUUCAAUUUCUGUUGUUACAAUCUGAUUGUUGAAAACAUAAAAUACGUACCUCUUUCGAAAUUCAUAUUUCUCGCUUGAAGAUCAGGAGUUCCACUGUGAACAUCUUCCUUUGUUUUAAACUACAUACAUACAUACAUACAUAUAUAAAUGUAUAAAUCCCGAAAUUCACACUUAUUAUUAUAUUAGUUAAACGUAAUUAACGCAAGGGCCGGUUAAAGAAGAGUUACUCGUUCCUUACUUUUCGGAAAAAAAACAUUAAAUAUGGAAUAUAAUACAAGACGACGACCUGCAACUAAUGGCGAGUCUACGAGUGAUCCUGAGAAUAUUUAUUUACACGAUUUACAAAUAUACAAUGAACCACCGUUACAAGGGACGAUACGACUUGCAGAUUACCAAAAACUGGGUGUAGACAGAUUAAAAGUCCUACAAUAUGUUGAAAGUAAUGCAGCAAGGACAGAUCUUAAAGCAAUAGAAGAACGCAAACUACAUCUAAGUACAGCAUUAAAGAAAGAUGGGCUUAAAGACUAUGCGCAUCUCUUAUACGGAAAGGGAUGUAGUUCAUCCACAGAUAUGGAUAUAGCUUGUAGAAAAAUGGAUCAUUUAUCACAUUAUAUAUUAAAACUGGCAUUUUGUCAAGAUACAGAUCGUGAAAUGUGGUUUAUUAAACAAGAAGUAGAGCUUUUUAAAUUGAGAUUUAGCUCCUUAAAUAAAGAAGGUGUUGAAAAAUUGCUCAGUAAGCACGAAAUAGACUGUCAACAGGUUACACAAGAGGAAAAAGAUGAACUUAGGGAAGAACUUAGUACAUCUACCGCAAAAAUUACAAAUAUCGACACAACAGAUUUUUAUAAAGUGCCUUUUCAAAAGGUCACAGACUUAAUUAGAGGACGGAAAGUUUAUUUAAGUAAAGGAAUAGCGUAUAUACCGCAUAUAGAGUUGAUAUCUUUGUUUACUUCAUAUUUCCGAAAGAUUUUAAUUGAUGAUAUGGAUGGCGCAAGAUGCUGUAUGAUAAGGAUAAGUGAAGACCAAAGAAUGAUCACGUAUUAUAAGACUUUAAAUCGUACUUUCUGCACUGCAACUCAGGUCGUUUGGACUACAGACAGUACACCUAUAGAAAAGUUGGAUGAGUUGUCAAAGACUUCGUAUCCUUUGUGCAUGAGAGUAUUACACGAGGCACUUAAAACUAAUCACCACCUUAAAAACGGUGGGCGUAUCCAAUACGGUUUAUUUAUAAAAGGCAUUGGUGUGACUUUAGAAGAUUCUUUACGUUUCUGGAAAACAGAAUUUACUAGGAAAAUAGAUCCAGAAAAAUUUGAACGAAAUUAUGCAUAUACUAUAAGACAUACUUAUGGUAAAGCGGGUAAACAGACAAAUUACACUCCUCUUGGAUGUCCAAAAAUUAUGAAUUCAGCUGUAGGUCCUGGAGAAUAUCAUGGUUGUCCAUAUAAGCACAUGGAUCCCGCAUCAUUAAAGCAAAAACUAUUUAAUUACGGCGUACCUCCAGCAACCAUCGGCGAAAUAGCUGAGUUAGUCAAAGAGAGAAAUUAUCAUAUAGCUUGUGCCGCAUAUUUCAAAGCUGCACAUAACCAGUUACCAGAGAAACCUAUUCUUCACCCCAAUGGAUAUUUUAUGGAAAGUCGAGCUAUAUUAGCUAAAAAAAAUCCUACAGAAAAUGAAAACAAGGAAAGACUCUCACAGAGUGGAAGAUUUAGUGAUAGAGUGGGCACUCCUAGACGAAUUGAUAGAAGCAUUGCGACACCUUUAAGAAAUAUUGGUACACCUUCGAGGAAUGCUGGUACACCUUCAAGGAAUGCUGGUACACCUUCGAGGAAUGCUGGUACACCUUCGAGGAUUACUGGUACACCUCCAGGAACUGCUGGUACAUUUUCAAAGGAUGUCGUUAUACCUUCCACAAGCACAGGAGAUACUACACCAUUGCCAAAUACUAUGCAUGAAAGAAGCAGCAUGACUCCAGUUAGAACUACAAAAGCUAUUCCCAAGCGAAUAGCAAAUGAUCUUACCGCCGACGAAAUCGCUGAAUUAAUAAACGAAGACAUGUAAAAUCGGUUGUAAAAAGCUUAUUUCUUAGAUUUAUUCUUAUUAAACUGCGUAUUUUAUAUUUCAUGUAUGUAUAUUUGUAAUAUUUUCAAUUUUGUUU
Messenger RNA from Ceratina calcarata, 2209 nucleotides. Its product is annotated as DNA primase large subunit. The transcript is spliced from 8 exons. NCBI's taxonomy places the organism in Eukaryota, Metazoa, Arthropoda, Insecta, Hymenoptera, Apidae. Gene Ontology annotation, biological process: DNA replication, synthesis of primer; DNA replication initiation. Bases 316 to 2112 code for a protein of 598 amino acids. Gene Ontology annotation, cellular component: alpha DNA polymerase:primase complex. The record is from RefSeq and is a predicted model, not a curated record.